Phragmites australis (common reed) is the source of this 1100-nucleotide messenger RNA. RefSeq names its product V-type proton ATPase subunit E-like. Gene Ontology annotation, molecular function: proton-transporting ATPase activity, rotational mechanism. Gene Ontology annotation, cellular component: proton-transporting two-sector ATPase complex, catalytic domain. The record is from RefSeq and is a predicted model, not a curated record. The coding region runs from base 202 to 894 and encodes 230 amino acids. The transcript is spliced from 6 exons. Lineage: Eukaryota; Viridiplantae; Streptophyta; Magnoliopsida; Poales; Poaceae. Gene Ontology annotation, biological process: proton transmembrane transport.
CAAAAAGAAAAAAAAAUCUUAGGAGCCUCAAUACAAAACCUCUCCUCCCCGCGACGGCGACGGCGGCGUCGGCUAAAAACGAAUCGCCACGACGCCACACCCCCAUCACCUCCAGAGAUCAAAACCCACCUUCGAGGCGACCCGGCGAUCACCGGAGAAGUUGCAGCAGAAGUGCUCAGGGGGUCUUCCCCAACCGCGGAGAUGGACGACGUGGACGUGUCGCGGCAGCUCAAGCAGAUGACCGACUUCAUCCGCCAGGAGGCCGUCGAGAAGGCCGCCGAGAUCGAGGCCGCAGCUGCCGAGGAAUUCCAAAUUGAGAAAUUGCAACUGGUGGAAGCUGAAAAGAAGAAGAUCAGGCAGGAAUAUGAUAGGAAAGAGAAGCAAGUCGGUAUCAAGAAGAAAAUUGAUUACUCAAUGCAGCUCAAUGCUUCCCGAAUUAAAGUUCUGCAGGCUCAAGAUGAUUUAGUAACAAAUAUGAUGGAGGCAGCAAGAAAAGAGCUGCUGUACAUAAGCCGAGAUCACCAAACAUACAAGAAACUUCUCAGGAUACUUAUUGUUCAGAGUUUGCUGCGUCUGAAAGAGCCAGCUGUGGUUCUUCGCUGCAGGAAGGAGGAUCUUGAGCUUGUUGACUCAGUUUUGGAGUCGACAAGGAAUGAAUAUGCAGAAAAGGCAAAUGUAUAUCCUCCCGAAAUAGUGGUAGACCGCCAUGUAUAUCUGCCAUCUGCUCCCAGUCAUUAUCAGGCACAUGGCCUCUCCUGCUCCGGUGGAGUUGUACUAGCUUCUCGAGAUGGAAAGAUAGUCUGUGAAAACACAUUGGAUGCUAGACUACAAGUGGUUUUCAGAAAGAAGCUGCCGGAGAUCCGUCGAAGCCUUUUUGGGCAGGUAGCUGCGUAACCAAUUCUUGAAAGCAGAACGCUGCACAACACUCUUUGGUAUCUCCUGAUGAUAUCCAAGAAAACACUUUGGCAGCUCAAUAGUAAUUUAUCACGUUGUUUGGAUCUCAGUUUUUAUUUUUUGUUAUGGAGGAGUUGUCAUCCGAUUCCAGACCUUCCAAUCCUGCAAGAAUCAAAUAAGAGCAAAUAAACUGUGUUCAUAAUUGA